Messenger RNA from Symbiodinium natans, 2208 nucleotides. The record is from the annotation of a GenBank genome assembly. NCBI's taxonomy places the organism in Eukaryota, Dinophyceae, Suessiales, Symbiodiniaceae.
AUGUCCAAUCCUCCCUCCGAACCGGACAAUCUCGACCCUUGGCUCUUGUUCAGCCCCGCAGGUGUGGUCGACCGAACCGAGUGUGACUUGCGUGCCGCUGAUGAGCAAGCCCAGUUUUUCCUUCGUUCUCUUCAGGGCUCUUUCCAAGGGGGUGAGUCGGGAGCCCUUGAAGAUACUGAGUCUUUGGAGAGUCGCACCUGGGUCGACUGCAAUAGGCCUUUUCAGGGUUUGCCCGGGGUUCCAGGGGACGAUGAGGGUUGGGUCGACCCAGGAUGGGUUCAGGGCAGAGAGCCUGUAUUCGGCCCACGCAUACCGCCUUCGUCGUGUGCACCUACCUCAAUUUCUGAAGCUGCUUGGUAUGACGCCUGUCGUGACUUGGAGACAGACGAUUUCUUGAUUGAAUCCGAUGACGCUUCGCUUCUGGUCCCUCUUCCAGAUGACCGAAUCUUGGGUGAUUUCCAGCGUGCAGCUGUAGAGGCUACUUCGCAACAGCGUUUUGAGAGCAGGCCGAGAUUUUCAUGGGAAACAUCUUCGUCUUUGCGUUUUUCCUGGGAGAGAGGAACGAGUCCUUUGCAAGUGAUUGGUGCAAUUGAUUUUCUUGAUCCAGAGGAAUCCGAUGACGAAACAAAACGAAGGUGUGUGCCACCCACGACGGUCAAGUUCCUGAAACGCAUCACAGUGGAGCGGUCGGAGGAAGACAUCCGAACGGCUGCUCUUAAAAAGAUGAGGCUGGUCAUCUUGUGGGAUCCAGAGGUGAGUAGCUUGGGAAGGUCCUUGCUGUCGUUGCUCGGUGCAGAUGUAAACGAGGAGGCCAUCAAGAAGUCUUUUUCGGAUGCCUUCAGAACUAAAGCUUCCAGGACAAUCUCAAAGCGAGGUGGGUCCCUCCUGAGGUAUUUUUCCUGGUGCACAACAGAGAGCAUAGACAGCCCUCUUGCAGUCGAUGAGCCGACCAUAUACAUGUAUGCAAAUUUCUUGCGUGAUUCAGGAGCCAGACCGACUAGUAUGACGCAUUUUGUGGAAGGCCUUCGCUUUGUGCACGGGGUCGCCAAGUUGCUGCACAUGGAGCCUGAAACAGUCCUUUCCAGCCGGGUGCUUGGCAUAAGCCGGGACCUAUAUUUGAUGAAGCGUCCUCUGCAACAGAAACCUGAACUGACGGUUCCCAUGUUGAUGGCAUUGGAAGCAUUCUGCGUGGAAACUGGACCAGUACUUGCGUGCAUUUGUGGACAGCUGCUGUUUUGUGCGCAUUCGGCUGACAGAUGGAGCGAUUCUCAGAACCUCAAGGAGAUUUCAAUUCAGGAGUCCGACGGCGUGAUCUUAGUUGUUGCAUCAGGCUUGACAUCCAAGACGACUGUCUCUAAGGAGGCAAAAACCCGGCUGCUUCCCUACGCAGCCCUUGGCUGCGGGUUGUCUGGCAACAAUUGGGCGAAAGCUUGGCUGGAGGCUCGUGAACAUGAAGGCCUCUCUCUUGAGAACUUUGCGCUGCCGUCACGCCUCGAGAGCCAAAACCGCUGGAGCACUGUUCAGAUGGGAAGCGUCGAGGCGACCAGCUACCUGCAGGACUUUCUGAUUUUGAAGGGAAUCGAUCAAGACCAAGCCAUGCAGAGGGCGACGCAUUCGUUGAAGGCCACUUUGACAUCUUGGGCGGGCCGCUGCCCUCGCCCAAAAUUCAGUGGAGCGGAAAAGCGCCUUCUUGGACACCACAUUGCUCCGAAGGAGAAAUCACCGGCCACUUAUGCCCGGCAGCAGUACACCCUUUUGUACGGGCGAGUCAUGGCGAUGUUCGAAGCCAUCCGCGCGGGAGACUAUGACCCUGACUUGUCUGACGUUGAUCGGGUGGUGCAAGUGGCUGCAGCGGAGCGACCAGGUGCCGCCCAGGACGUCAUUGCUCCGGAACCCGAGGCGCCUGUGCCACGACACGAUUUUGACGAGUUCGAGGACCCCCCUUCUUCACAGAGCUCUGAAGCUUCUGAGGCUCCAGGCCGCGGUGGAGGAGGCUUAGUGAGGGCCCCUUUUGGGCCGAAUGUUUCUGAAGAUUCUCUUGUAGUGCACACAGUGUCCGGCAUAACGCAUUGUUUGAAGGAUCAAGCCAACUUGUGGUGUGGCCGACCUCUCUCGAGGAAUCAUAUUCCUUUCCGUGAAGCGGGGGUCUAUUUUGAGGACCCUGACCCCUGUAAACAAUGCCGGCACAUUUUGGAGGCUGCAGAGUGA